Messenger RNA from Cicer arietinum (chickpea), 1178 nucleotides. Lineage: Eukaryota; Viridiplantae; Streptophyta; Magnoliopsida; Fabales; Fabaceae. The record is from RefSeq and is a predicted model, not a curated record.
AUAUUUUGAAGAGCCAAUGAAUGGAUUAUCGUGUUACACCUGAUGUAAUGUUAACAUACCCCAACAAACAAGAUUUUGUUGAGAGGAAGCUCGUCUGUAUCUUUAAAAUUACAACAAUUUCAAACAACUAAACCAAAUCCAUGGUAGAAUAAUUCGUUUUGAUCUCACACAUGACCAAUUACAUAUCAGAAAGCUAUGUCAACUCUCAUCUUCAUAUGGUAAAAUGAAUUAUUCCACUUUGAUAUUUGAUCAACUCAAUGUCCCUCAUACAUUCACUUGGAAUAUCAUGAUUAGAUCUUAUAAUACAAGUGCUUCACUUGAAAAAGCUCUUUUUUUUGUUUAAGGAUAUGUUAUGCCAUGACUUUAUAACUGGUAAAUUUGCUUACAAUUGUAUUAUAAAUGCUUGUAUUGCUUUUGCUUCUAAUGAUAUUGAUUUUUGAAAAUUAAAACACGGCCUUUCAGUAAAAAUGGAUUUUGAAGUGAUGUUUAUGUGCAGAACAAUAUGAUGAAUUUUUACUUUUAAGUGUGGGAAUAUUGAUGAUGGAUGGAAGGUGUUUGAUAAAAUGUGUGUGAGAAAUGUUGUGUCAUGGACCACCGCAAUUUUUGGGCUUGUUGCUUGUGGAAAAUUGGACACUGCAAGGGAAAUAUUUGAGUUGAUGUCUUCUAAAAAUGUUGUUUCGUGGUCAGCGAUGAUUAAUGGGUAUGUGAAACAUAACCAACAGAUUAAGGCUUUUGAUUUGUUUGAAAAGAUGCAGCUUGAUAAUGUGGGGCCAAAUGAGUUCACUUUGGUGACCUUAAUCAAAGCUUGUACUGAUUUGGGUAGCCUCAAAUUCGGAAGACGAAUGCGUGAUUUCGCUCUAAAGAAUGGCUUUGAACUUGGAAAUUUAUUGGAUACUGCUCUUAUUGACCUGUACAACAAAUGUGGUAGUUUAGAUGAUGGUGUUAGAGUUUUUGGUUAAUGAAAGUGAGAAACUUGGCUACUUGGAAUACAAUGAUUACUAGCUUCGGUGUGCACGGGUUGACGAACGAAGUGAUAGUCUUUUUCGAAUAAAUGGAGAAGGCUAAUGUAGUUCAUGAUGUUAUCAGUUUUGUUAGUGUUUUGAGUGCUUGUGUUCAAAUGAAUAUUUUGGAAGUAGGACAAAAAUAUUUCAGUCUCAUAACAGAACAUUAUGGCAUAA